AUGGAGAAGAGGCUCACAGAGCGCAUCACAGAAUUUGAGCUGGCAAAUGGCCUGCACUUUAUAGUCAUGGAGAGGCACAACGCGCCAAUCGUCAGCGUGCACACAUAUGCCAACGUGGGAGCCUUUGACGAGGUGGAUGGCCAGACAGGCAUCGCGCAUCUGUUGGAACACAUGGCCUUCAAGGGGUCUGCCAGGCUGGGGACCAAGGAUUACCUGCGGGAGGCCGCGCUGCUCAACUCCGUGGAUGAAGCCUUCUACGCGUUCUGGGAGGCGCACGAGGCGGGGCAGGCGUCGCGCGCGGGGCAGCUGUACGCGCAGCUGCAGCAGCUGGUGGCGGCCGCGGGGGAGCUGGUGGAGCCCAACGCGUUCGGGUCGCUGCUGCAGCGGUCCGGCGCGGUGGGCCUGAAUGCGACUACCAGCCACGACGCCACCAAGUACUUCAUGAGCCUGCCCGCCAACAAGCUCGAGCUCUGGUUCGCCCUCGAGGCCGAGCGCUUCCAGGCGCCGGUGUUCAGGGAGCUGUACAGCGAGAAGCGGGUGGUGGCGGAGGAGCGGCGGUCGCGCAUAGAUUCGGCGCCCCUGGGCCGUUUCCAGGAGGCCUUUCUGGCGGCCGCGCUGGCCAACAACUACCGCCGCCCCGUCAUCGGCUUUGAGCGCGAUGUGGCGUCCCUGGGCCGCCGCGAGGUGGAGGCCUUCUUCCGGCGCCACUACGGGCCCCGCAACCUCGUCAUCUCCGUUGUCGGCGACAUUGUGAGGGAUCUGGCGGAGAAGUACUUUGGCGGCUGGCGCCAGGAGGUGCUGCCGGCAGCGGCGCCCAGUGCUGUGGAGGCGCUGCCGAGGCCGAGCCAGGGCCCCAUGGAGCUGCAGCAGGCUGCCAAGGCUGGUCCUGCCUUCAUGCAGGCUUUCUACCGGCCAGGGGUCGCCCACCCAGACGCGCCCGUCCACGACAUCAUCAGUGACAUCCUGAGCGGCUCGCGAACGGCGCGCUUAAACGCGAACCUGGUGCAGCGCGGGGUUGCCUACACGGCCAACUCGGUGCCGAGCUACCCGGGCGACAAGCAUGCCUGCGUCACGCUGCUGUACGCGCUGCCGGCCUCCGACGUUGGCCUGGCCGCCGUCGAGCGCGCGCUGGCCGACCAGAUCAGUGCCCUGGCCGACAGCGGUCCCACUGUACGCGAACUCCAGCGCAUCAAGAAGGCAUCAGCGGCGAAGGUGACACUGGUGGACGCGCUGCGCAGCAACAGCAGCAUGGCGUCCGCACUGGCGUCGUACCACGCACUGACAGGCUCCUGGCAGUCUCUGCUUACAGAGACCGCGCUCGUUGAGCAGCUCACGCCUGAGGACGUCCGAGGCGUGGCCGCCAGGACCUUCACCCCCGACAACUGCUUCAGGGGCCUUGUGCUGCCCUUGAAAGUGUGA
Messenger RNA from Coccomyxa subellipsoidea C-169, 1419 nucleotides. Its product is annotated as peptidase M16 inactive domain family. Gene Ontology annotation, biological process: proteolysis. The coding region runs from base 1 to 1419 and encodes 472 amino acids. The record is from RefSeq and is a predicted model, not a curated record. Gene Ontology annotation, molecular function: metalloendopeptidase activity; metal ion binding. Lineage: Eukaryota; Viridiplantae; Chlorophyta; Trebouxiophyceae; Coccomyxaceae. The transcript is spliced from 8 exons.